Molecule: messenger RNA, 1670 nt
Organism: Anopheles maculipalpis
Lineage: Eukaryota; Metazoa; Arthropoda; Insecta; Diptera; Culicidae
Gene: RhoGEF4
Product: putative protein tag-52
Exons: 2
Coding region: 33-1670 (545 amino acids)
Biological process (GO): intracellular signal transduction
Cellular component (GO): cytoplasm
Molecular function (GO): guanyl-nucleotide exchange factor activity
Source: RefSeq, a predicted model, not a curated record
CGUAAUUAAAACGUAAUUAUAACUAUCAAAACAUGGCACAAUCAACGCCAAAAGCGGGUCUACGAAUGCAGCUGCAACCACUAAUGCCGGAAGACAUGCGUUCCGAGCUGAUAGCCGCCCUGAAGGUACAGAAUGUACACAAUGUUCGCGUUGGAAGUGGCCGUCGUUUUAUGCUACCCGGUUCACACAGUAACAGCCCGGUACGCUGCAUACCAAUGGUCCAAAACGAUGAAGCGGACAAACGACAACAGCUCCGCCUGCAAGCCAUACGUGAAAUUCGUACGUCCGAAGAGUCGUACCUGCGGCAGCUGGAUCUGCUGUUGGAGUACUUUGUGACACCGUUGCGCCAUAAUGGAUUUCUCACGGAAAAGGUGCACAAUCAGAUCUUUGGCCAGCUGGACACCAUACACAACCUGAGCCAGGAGUUGCUAAAGAAGCUUGACGAAAAUUUGGACAAUGUGGUAAGAGCGUUUACCGCACUGGGACCGUUUUUUAAGCUUUACUCGGUGUAUGCGUUCGAUUAUCGCAACUCGCUCUGCACACUGCAAUCGUUGAUGGACAAAAGCCCAACCCUGAAGCGAUACAUUACCAACACGGAAUCACGCCCGGAAGUGCAGAUGAAGCUGAUUUCGCUGCUUAUCACACCGAUCCAGCGCAUACCACGGUACAAAUUGCUACUGCAACAGGUACUCCUGUACACCAGCCCAUCGGACGCUGCCUACAAACCGUUGCUCGAAUCGAUCCGGCUCGUCGAACAGUCAGUGUCGCACAUUAACGCCGUCGUAGAGGAUUACGAAAACACGCAAAGAUUAAUCACCGUACAGAACGCACUGACGAACAAAUCGCUCAAGCUGGUCAAACCCGGCCGGAAGAUCCUGAAGGAAGGUUUCCUGCGCAAGCAAAAGACGGACGGAUCGACCUCGAAAAAGUACUGCAUCCUGAUGUCGGACAUGUUCAUGUACUGUCGGGUGGUAAAGGACGUUGAGGUAUUGCUGACGGAAGGUUCUAGCAUCGCGUGUAGCUGUGUGUUUCCACUGAAAAAGUGUAAAAUUGUACAACUUUUCCGGGGCAACUUUCGGCUAACGUGUAGCGGCGAUGGUACGAUAUUUUGCUCGGACAGUGAGGACGAAAGCCACGCCUGGUACGUGGCGAUUAAGGAAGCGAUCGAACUGCACGUCCAGUGUAGGAAAACGCUGCGAAAGCUGUCGAGCAAUAGGAAACCGAUGAGGAAGAAACAUCUGCAGCGGUUAGAACCGGAGGAUGAUAUUAUGUGGUUGUUAAGGCGUAAGACAGCUAGCCCGGAUCGGGUCCAGAAAGCGGACCGAUUUAAAAAGAGACGACAUAUGCUGUGGCCGUUUAGGAGCAUUAACUGUUUGGAGAUGAAUCAAUCGGUUGGGGAACCGAGUGGAUUGCAACAGUACGUCCCAACGAGAUCGUUUGCGGGUGAAUCAACGGUCGUACAGCAUCGAUUUCCACAGGCAACGAGCAGCAAUACUGUUGAUGGGGCUAAACCUCAAUUUAGUAGGGGAGAAGAGAAUAGCAUUCAAACUACUACUUCGGAAGCGAUAUGCGGGCAGUUUGGAGACCCGAACCCGUCUGCACACGAAGCGCAGGCCAAUGGAAGUAGACACGUUCAUUUUAGAUUUCCUUCUAGCCAUUGGCGUUACUGA